Molecule: messenger RNA, 3099 nt
Organism: Paramormyrops kingsleyae
Lineage: Eukaryota; Metazoa; Chordata; Actinopteri; Osteoglossiformes; Mormyridae
Source: RefSeq, a predicted model, not a curated record
AAUAAAACAACAAAUACACACGCUGUUGCCUUAUAUACAUUUUUUUUUGCAUGGUUAACCCCUUUUACGCUAAAUUGCGUAUACACAUUUUUGUGCAACCACAAAUAAAUGUAUAAUUGUUAAAAUACUUUGUAUUUGUGCCACGCAACGACACAUUCUCGUGACUAGCCGCUGAAUGAAGGCUAACCAUUCAGGCGGAGCAGCGGACACCCCGCCGAAUCGCCCACACCGACACCGGACUGGCGGUCCAUCACGUGACCGGCUGCGCGCGAGCGGGACGGUCUGAGUGACUUUGGGUCGUGGGGACUAUGGCUAUACCUUGACGUGUUGGCAACGACGUGUUUUAUCCUUUUCGCGGCCGCUGCCGAACGGACGAAGCGAAAGCGGCCAGGAGCGUCGCGAUAAGAAGGCGAGAAUAUGGCCGGCGACAUGUUAAGCGCGCUGCGUCUGUGCCGCCAUCACCAGACCCUGUUGCGCGGAGCCACACUGUCUGGGUCCCACGUGGUCCUGCGCAGGCCCUUCAGUUCACACAGACGGGGAAAAGACCGAGGGCUGUUGAAGAAGAUGCUGCUCGGCCUGUUGUUUGGCACCCCCAUUGUGGCUGGAGUCCAGUACGGCAUGUCGGAUCCUCGGGAACGGCGGAAGUUGAGGAUCUUGGUAGAGGGGAUUGGCCGAUUCUGUAGGUCCCUAUUUGUCGGAAUCCAGAUUUCAGUUGAUUAUUGGUGGACGGCCAAUGUAAUGCUCCACAGCUUGGAUGAGAGCAGCCCAGCUUUUAAGGAUGGCAUGUCGGCCUGCCACCAGAGGGCAGCAGAGAGCAUGGUCAGUGGUGCCGUGCAGAAUGGGGGCUUGUACAUUAAGUUGGGCCAGGGCCUCUGCUCCUUCAAUCAUCUGCUACCCCCAGAGUACAUUCGCACCCUGCAAGUGCUGGAGGACAAGGCGCUCAGCCGGAAGUACAAGGAGGUAGAUGCACUCUUUCUGGAAGAUUUCAGUACUACGCCAGAUAAGAUGUUCAAAACAUUUGAUUAUGAACCAGUAGCAGCUGCAAGCUUAGCUCAGGUGCACAAGGCAGAGUUGCAUGAUGGGACUCCUGUGGCCGUUAAGGUGCAGUAUAUAGACCUGAGAGAUCGAUUUGAUGGGGAUAUUCGGACUUUGGAGAUUCUUCUGGAUGUCAUAAAAUUAAUGCAUCCCAGCUUUGGAUUCCGAUGGGUCCUACAGGUUGCUUUGGACUUACUUGCUCUUCUGGACCUGAAGGGGACACUGGCGCAGGAGCUGGACUUUGAGAAUGAGGCUCGGAACUCUGAACGCUGUGCAGAAGAUCUCAAGCAAUUCAGAUUUGUCGUAGUUCCCAAGGUUUUCUGGAAUCAGUCCAGCAAGAGGGUGCUCACAGCAGAAUAUUGUGAGGGCUGCAAGAUAAACAACAUAGAAGGAAUCCGACAGCAAGGGCUUGACUUACGAGAUGUUGCCGACAAGCUGAUCCGGACGUUCGCAGAGCAGAUCUUUUACACUGGGUUCAUCCACGCCGACCCUCAUCCUGGCAACGUGCUGGUGAGAAAAGGACCAGAUAAUAAAGCAGAUCUGGUUCUUUUGGAUCAUGGGCUUUAUCAGCUACUCAGCAAAAGCGACAGAGUGGCCUUGUGUAAGCUGUGGCGUGCCAUCAUCCUGCGGGACGAGGAUGCCAUGAGGAAACACUCCAAUGACCUUGGGGUCAAAGACUACCUCCUGUUCUCCGAGAUGCUGCUGCAGCGGCCCAUCAACAUGCGUGAGCUGGGUUUGGGCAACAUCCUGACCCGCGAGGAGACGUCCUACAUGCGAGACAUGGCCACGCACCACUUCGAGAACAUCAUGAGGGUGCUGAAGUCGCUGCCGCGGCCCAUGCUCCUGGUGUUCCGCAACGUCAACACCGUGCGCAGCAUUAACAUCACGCUGGGGGCGCCCGUCGAUCGCUACUCUGUCAUGGCCAAGAGUGCUGUGAGAGGCUGGGGCCGCAUCCAGGCAGAGGAGGCCGGGCGACUACCCAGGAUCAGGGUGCUUCACUGGCUGUGGGCGGCCUGGGAGGGCCUCAAGUUUGAGUGCGCUCUCAGGUCAGAGAUGGCAAAGAUGAGUCUGACCCGCUCAUUACUGCGACUUCUCUCCUACUUCGGCCUGGUGACGCUGGAUGACAAAAUCCAUCAGUACCUCCAGUAAUUAGUUUUUUUUUUUUUACCUUGACACACAACACAGUGUAUGUACCCACUGAACUGAAGCUUAGAGCUGAUUGGAUGGCUGUCUUUAUGGACCAAUGAAGUACAGUUUUGAAGAAACAAAGUUAAAUUGUUCAAAGUACGGUGGCUCUGUUGGGUGAUGCCCUUUCAGGUGGGAUACUCUGAUCAACAUAGGUUAUAGAUAAAGUAGGAGAUAGGUAAUGUAAGGGUUAUGUGUGGGGUGCCCCCUGCCCCCGAUCGAACAGCUGGACGGAACUGGGCAUGACAAAUCACAGACCUUAGGACAUAGGACCUUCUGUAUAGAGCACAGAUGGUUUCAGGAAACUUUAAAAGACUGAUUACUUAAAAUAUUCAAAGCCAAACUUUUUUAUAAAAAAAAAAAAAAACCUGACGGUGCAACACAGCUUGCUGGACUAAAACAGAAAUCAUGAAAAUGUCCAUAUCUAAGAACUGAAUUAUGUAUCCCAGCCAAAUCAGACUUUUUACUUUGUCCUUCAGCAUUUUUAUGGCUUUUAUUGUUUAUCUUAACUGAAUAAAUCAGUCUCAGAAUCAUAGAUUAAUGCAGUUUUACUAUUCCUGAAACAAGCUGUCUUAAGUUAUAUUACACCAGUAUUAAACGUAUAUCAUUUCUGUUAAUGUGAAUGUGGCAAUGAGCCAACAUUUAGGUAGGUAAUGCACAGAAACCACACAAAUAGACAACUGAAUAUGCAAGAAAAGGGUUAAUUUUCCCCAUGACCCCUCUGACCCCUCUUUUCCACACCUCACACCUGAUUUUUCUGUGAAUUUACAGACACCCAGAUUUGUGCAUUACAGUGACACUUUCUCAGUACACUGUACAUUGUGUAUACAAAUGUGAUAUGAUGUGCAGCUGCAAUAAACUUGGUGAUUUUUACUAAUA